GAGAGGUGCACAGACAUUUCAACUGGAGAUCUGCAGUGUAACUUAUUUUUUUAAAUUCAUUAAUUUUUUUAAUCCAGGGGUGUCCAAACUGAAGUUUUUCAGGGAUCGGCGACAUUUCCUACAAUUAGCAAAUGACCGUGUUAUUUGCCUGCAUUGUAAGAUUUAGAGAGAAAAUGAUUGAUCCCCUCCCACUUGCUUUUUUUCCACCAAUCAAUCAUACAACAUUCGGUAGGUAAGACAUGCCUCAGAAUCGCUAUCAUUUGCUCCACCUUCUCCUUGUGUCAAGGUAAUCAUUGAUCGCUCUUGUUUCGGUUGUAGAAUGUAGUGCGAUUUUGCUGCUACUCGCUACGUUUCUUGUCUUUAUGAUAUAUCCUUUACCUUCUCUCAUUUGAAAAAUACUAAACCGAUCUCAAUCAUUGAAGUAUGGUCGUGGUAUGCCGGUUCCCUCUCGAGGUAUGGGAAGAGUCACUGCCCAAGUACAGUUCAGUUGUAUUUAACUUUGAUGACUAUGGAUCAGUUUUUGCCUGCUAAAUGAAGUUGAAGAAGUUACACUUGCAUCCAUGGACUGUUUUGUGUGCGGCCCUUAGAAAAAACUAAUUCGGACACCCCUGAUCUGAUCGAAAAAUAAUAAGUGAGAGAUGUAUCAGCAAAGUGCGUACACGCUGCUGAUUGUGGUGCUCUUGCGCAGCCCUCCUUGGGCAGGCGCCUCCAACCUGACUCUGUCCGUCCCGGAGGGGCUCCCCGCUCACACUGUGGUCGGCGACCUGGCUACCAGUCUGAGCGGGCCGACCGUCGGCUUCUUCAUCUCAGAGAGCCGCGACUCGCACGUCUUCCGCGAUCUGGAGAUUGACCCGGAGACGGGCAUCAUCUCCACAACAACGGUUCUAGACCGAGAGACCCGUGACCACUACGAAUUUGUGGUUGCCACCCUUGAUGGAGAGGUGGUCAAAGUGCGUAUAAACGUGGAGGACGUCAACGACCAUUCGCCAGUGUUCCCCUCGGAGGAAGUGGACCUGAGGGUGUCUGAGUUCAGCCCACCUGGUAGCCGCUUCCACCUCGAAGGAGCUCAGGACCAGGAUGGAGGGGAAUUUGGCACCCAGGGAUACCGGAUCCGAGAGGCCCAAAUGGGGGAGAUCUUCAGGCUGGAGCAGCGCAGUGCUGACGGAAACCACCUGAGCCUGGAUCUGGUUCUGGACAGCAGAGUGGACAGAGAAGCACAAGAUUUUUACACUCUGACUGUGGAGGCCUUUGACGGCGGCAUCCCCGCCCGGACCGGAAGGCUGCGGGUAAACAUCCGGGUACUGGAUGAGAAUGACAACCCGCCUGUGUUCAACCGGAGCAAGUAUGACGCAGCCGUGCCGGAAAAUGCUCCGGUCAGCUCGUCUGUGUGCCAAGUUAGCGCCGUGGACCUGGACCAGGGCGACAACGCCAGGGUCAGCUACCAGAUCAACCGGCGACAGAGCGACCCUGACGAUUUCUUCUCCGUUCACGAGACCAGCGGCGUGCUUUUUCUCAACAAGCCACUGGAUUUUGAAGCACAGAUUUUGCACGAGGUGAUCAUCACAGCCAGAGACAACGGAGCCCAGCCAGAGUCCAGCAGCACCUUGGUGGUUGUGAAAGUACAGAAUGUCAAUGACAACAGUCCCGUUAUCAGCGUGCUGUUCCUCAGCGAGACCGGGGACACGCUGGUCUCCGAGGCCGCCAGGAUCGGAGACUACGUGGCCCGGAUUUCUGUGUCGGACCCGGAUGACCAAAGCGAGACGGUGUCGGUCCAGCUUGAGGGCGGUGACGGGAAGUUUGCCCUCAAACAGACGGACGACUUCCUGUAUGCAUUGUGCAUCAGCGCCCCGCUCGACAGGGAACAAAAGGAUCUUUACCAGUUGCGGAUUCAAGCCUCGGAUUUUGGGACCCCCCGUUUGAGCAGCGAGACCGUUCUUCUCAUGAAGGUGGCAGACGCCAAUGAUUGCGACCCAGUCUUUGAGAGGGACAUGUUUGUGGUCCAGAUCUCAGAGGACGUCCCAAAGGGGACAUCCGUUAUCCAGAUGGAGGCCCGGGACUCAGACCAGGGAGUCAACGGUGACGUGACCUACUCUAUACUCAAGCCCGACUGGGACUGCCCGGUCGGUGUGGAUGCGCACUCCGGCCUGGUCUUCACAACCGGAGACCUGGACUGGGAGAGGCAGCCGGACGUGUGCCUGUUCCUGGUGAUGGCUGAGGACCAAGGGGAACCGGCCAGGUCAACCAGCGCCACCGUCAGCAUGGUGUUGGAAGACGUCAACGACAACGAGCCGGCGUUCCAGCGAAGACUCUACAAUGCUAGCUUGAUGGAACACAGCGCUCCCGGCACCUGUUUUUUGCAAGUUGUGGCCGAUGAUGCGGACAGUCCAGAGUUUAGCGUUCUGGUCUAUUCUCUGCCUGAUGACCUUGAGGAGUUGGGUCAGAACCAAAACCUGUUCCACAUUAAUUCACAGACCGGAGAGCUGUGCGUCUCCGGGGACAUCGAUAGAGACGGCGGACAGAGUGUCCACAACAUUCUGGUCAGAGCGGAGGAUCCGGGAGGCCUCAGCGCACACACCUUCGUGCACGUUGACAUCCAGGACCUCAACGAUAAUGCGCCGGUGUUCAACCCCGAGCGCUAUGCCACCAGCGUCAGCAGUCACACGCCGCCCGGCACCGAGAUACUGGGAGUGGCGGCCACCGACGCGGACGACGGUCGCUUUGGCCGCAUCACCUACCACAUCCUGCCGGGCGACACGUCUGCUCUGUUUGCCCUCGAUAAACAAACAGGAACGCUGUACCUCACGUCCUCGUUGACUCGCCUGGGCGCCGCCAGCAUCAGGUUAUCCAUCGCGGCGCAGGACGGCGGGGGCGUGUCAUCGGUCCGACCGGCCGAGGUGAUCGUCGAGGUCUUGACGAGUGUCCACGCUCCGGCCGUGUUCCAGACAUCUUGCUACACCUUCACCGUGCCAGAGGACGCCCAACCAGGCUCCAGUGUGGGCACCGUGCGGGCCGCAAACCCGCUGGACGCCGCCGAAUCCGUCUCCUACCGCAUCGCCUCCGGCGACCCGCACGGGCUGUUCGCCGUGGAUGCCAAGUCAGGCCUGAUCAGGACAGCGAAGCCUCUGGACCACGAGACUCGACCGUACGCCCUGCUCUUCCUCCAAGCCUAUGACCAAACCUCCCCGGUGUACGGCGAGGCGCGGGUUAAUGUCACCGUGACCAACAUAAACGACGCCACGCCCGUAUUCCCCAAAGUCGAGGAUGCCGUCUUUGUGUCAGAAAACACCGCACCGGGCGCCACGGUGUACAUCGCCCACGCCCACGACGACGACAGCGGCAUCCGUGGCCAGGUGACCUAUCACUUGAGAGGUCGGCACGCCGGGGUCUUCGCGGUGGACCCAAACCUCGGAACGGUGACACUCAACCAAACACUGAGGGCGGACCCUCGAGGCGGCCCAAUUGUGUUGGAAAUCACGGCCGAAGACGGCGGGGAUCCCUCGCGCAGCGCCACCCUGAGGCUGACGGUGAACGUGGACCCGGCCUCUCCCGGUGACAACCUGGCCUUUGAGAUGCUGGUGUACCAGGUGGAGAUUGGCGAGGGCUACCAAAGGGACUCCAGAGUGAUCCAGUUGAGAGCCCACUGGAUCCACGGGACUUGCUCCGACACCGCGACUCCGGUUUACUCCCUGGAGGAGGAAGUGGGCUCCCCUCCGUUUCCCUUUCGGAUCCAUCCCGGAAGCGGUUGGUUGUACCUCUCCGAUGAUCUGGACUACGAGCGGGAAUCAGCCUAUCGCUUCAGAGCGGUCGCCACAUUGGGCGAGGCCAACGCCACAGCAGCGGUGGCGGUUCUGGUGCUGGACGUCAAUGACAACGCGCCGGUUUUCAGCAGGGCCACGUACUACGUGGUCCUGCCGGAGGGGCCGUGGCCUCGGGGGCCGGUUGGACAGGUCAGCGCCACUGACCGGGACUCUGGGAAAAACGCUCGGCUGUCGUACAUCCUGAUCUCGGAUGGGAAGUUCUUCCGCAUCAAUGCUGAAACGGGCGAGAUUGUCAACUGGAUGGAGUUGGAUCGGGAACAGCGCAACCAGCACACGCUGGAGGUCAUGGUUGUCGACCAGGGCAGCCCACGACGCAACGCCACCGCCAGCGUCCACAUGCUGGUCACGGACAUCAACGACAACGCGCCGCAGUUCAGGCACCUGCCGGCUAGCAAGGAGCGCAAUGUCCAGAUAUCAUCCAGAAUCCCACCAGGAUCCUUGGUGACAAACGCAUUUGCCAAAGACUUGGAUGCAGGUGAAAAUGGAACGGUCACUUUGUCAUUGCUAACUGUCGGUGCGGAAGGUCAACGUUUGAGACAUUUUGAGAUUGACGGUAAGAGCGGAGACAUCAGGACCACGUCGCUGUUCAAGCAAAGCGCCGAAGUUGCUUACAUCCUCCAAGUGACUGCCCGGGACGGCGGAUCACCACCACUAGAGGACACUGCACUCAUUCACGUGCAGGUGUAUGGGUCAGAUGACCAGUCCAGACAAGCCUCCCCAACAGUAGUCAGACGUCUGUGGGUCCGAGAAGACGACCCGCCGGGCACCGUGAUUGGUUCUGUUAGCAUCGCGUCUCCCGGAAAGGAAGUGGUCUACUCCAUCACCGAUGGUGACGGUGACUCACGCUUUGGCGUCAAUUCCCAAUCGGGCGACAUCUACAUCUACCAGCCUCUGGACUACGAGACGGCUGCCCAGUACUCGCUCACUGCGCUCGCCGAGGACGACGCGGGCGAGCACACAACAAUGCGGGUAUUUGUGACAGUAGAGGACGUGAACGAUCACCCGCCGUGGUUCACCGACAAAAUGAUAAGGAUCGCCUUGAUGGAAGACGCCCCCAUCGGGUCCCUGGCGUUUGCCUUUUGCGCCAGAGACGAGGACGGGACAUACCCGAACAGCGCCCUGCGGUACUCCCUCGCCUCGCCCCUGGGCUUCCCUUUCCAGAUCGAUCCACGGAGUGGUCGAUUGAUGGUGGCGGCGCCACUAGACCGGGAGACCAGCCCGGCAUACGCUUUCACCAUCACCGCCAGCGACCUGGCGGAGAGGCGGGUCGAGCGUAGGCACGCGUCGGUGACGGCGAGAGUCUUUCUGAUGGACGUCAACGAUAAUCAGCCCACGUUUAAGUCAGCGGAUGUGGUCCAGGUGGCAGAAAAUGUGGCGGAAGGGAGCCUGCUCCACCAUUUUGUGGCGUCGGAUGCGGACGAAAGGGAAAACGGGAUGGUUUCUUACAUCAUGCUGACAGGAAACCAGAGAGGGUUGUUCGCUCUGGAGGAGAAAACAGGCCUCUUGCGGCUCUCGGCGCCGUUGGACUUUGAGACGGCGCGUCUCCACCGGCUGAGGGUGGCCGCGGUUGACGCCGGCCUGCCUCCGCUCUCGUCCAGCCAGAUGCUGACAGUCGAGGUGAUCGACGUCAACGACUCUCCGCCAGUCUUCAGUCGCGACGUCUACGUCGCCACCGUGGCGGAAAACAGGGAGCCCGGGCAGACUGUGGUCCAAGUGUCCGCCACUGAUGAGGAUUCGGAGGAGAACGCAGUGGUGUGGUACAGUCUAUUAGCGGGUCCGGGCUACGAGCUCUUCAGCAUCAACCCGUACACCGGCCUGAUCACCACAUUGGCCUUCCUGGACCGAGAGCAGCAGUCACGCUUCACCCUGAGAGUUCAGGCCCGUGACAGCGGCCCGAGGCCCCUUUCAGGCAUCGCCACGGUGCUGUGUUCGGUGCUAGACGACAACGAUAACCCGCCGGUCUUCUCGCAGUCGUCCUUCCAGAUCAGCCUUCCGGAAAACCUGCCGCCCGGCGUCGUACACGCCGCCCGAGCUUUCGACCCGGAUAUCGGGGAGAACGGCACCGUUCGCUACUCCAUCCUCGGCGAGGACCACGGUGUCUUUGCCAUCGACAGCCACUCAGGGGCCAUCAAGACCCUUCAGACUCUGGACCGCGAGGAGCAUCAGAACUACACGCUGACCAUCCAAGCCCGUGACUGUGGCCCCGCCCCACUCAGCUCCACCACACAGUUACAACUCCUCAUCUUGGACCAGAACGACAAUGCCCCAGCCUUCACCCUGGACAGUUACCGUACCUCCAUCAGCGAGGGUCUUCCUGCCGGGGCGGCGGUUCUGAGCGUCACAGCCCAGGACCCUGACCACGGGUCCAAUGGUGUUGUGAUGUACUCGCUGAGGGACGACGGCGGCCAGGGCGCGUUCUCCAUCAACGCCUCCACCGGUGCCAUCAGGACUACCGAGACCCUGGACCGGGAGACCAGGGCCCAGUUCUCCCUCAAAGUUCUGGCAACAGAUGGCGGCAACGAAGGCCCGUUGAGCUCAGUCGUGUCUGUAACUAUCCUGGUGGACGACGUUAAUGACAACGCUCCCGUCUGCGAAAGUCAUCCCGUCAAUGCAAUAGUCUCCGUGGACACUUUUCCGAACCGAGUGAUCGCCACGGUGACGGCGACGGAUGCCGACCUGGGCCCCAACGGGACCGUUGUUUUUUUCCCACCCGAUGACCAUGAGAACCUAUUCGACAUCAAUGGAGAGACAGGGGAAAUCUCGAUGAGGCGGCGGGUGAGGGCGGGGUUCUCCGGCAGGAAGUUGCGGGUGGCGGUAUCGGAUCGUGGAAAUCCCGCGCUGACGUCAAGCUGCCUGGUGUUUGUCCACCUCAAAGGAGAAGUCGAAGACUUGCAAUUCACCCACAAGGUCUACAACGCCACCAUCGCGGAAAACAGCAAGGCCGGCAUGUGGAUCACUACGGUUGAUGCCGGUGAACAAUCCAACGGCCAAUUGGAAAGGAUUUCAUACACCCUAUUCCCCGAGAACGGCGAUGGCGUGUUUUCCAUCAAUUCCCACACAGGUGAGAUUCGGGUACGGAAGGACAACACGUUGGACUUUGAGACAAAUCCCCGAAUGGAGCUGGUGGUCCUGGCAGAAAAGGGGCGGCGGACGGCCCACUGCAAGGUGGAUGUCACCCUACGGGACGUCAACGACAACGCCCCCAUCUUUGAGCAUGACGUCUACUGGACUGCCGUGCGGGAGGGCCAAGUGCGCAACACCUACGUCAUGCAGGUUUUUGCCUACGACGCCGACAGCGGGGCAAACGGCCAAAUCGAGUUUUCCAUCAUGUCCGGGAACCAUAACGACGUUUUCAUCCUGGAUUCGGUCCGUGGGAUCCUCACCACCAACGCGAUGCUGGAUCGCGAGAUCACGUCGUCGUACAAGCUUGUUGUGCAGGCAUCAGACAAAGGAAACCCUCCUCUCAGCAGUACCGCCAUCGUCUGGGUCCAAGUGGUGGACGUCAACGACAACAGUCCCGCCAUCCCCCCAAUGGAAGCCGUUCUCCUAUCCGAGAAUCUACCGGCGGGGUACGUGGUGACGCAGGUGACGGCAAACGACGUGGACCUCGCCCCUGUCAUCACCUUCAGCUUUGCGGGGGAUGCCGCUGUGGAAGGUGCCUUCGCUGUGGACCGGUACACCGGCGUGGUCACGUUGACCCGAGCUUUGGAUUUUGAGGAAGAGGUCGAGCUCGCGCUGACCAUCUGGGCAUCGGACUCUCUCCACCGAACCUCCGGGGAGUUGAAAGUCCAGGUGCUGGACGUCAAUGACAACAGGCCCGUCUUCCACCAGGCCUCAUACCAGGUGGAGUUGUCCGAACUGGCUCUGGAGGACACGUUUGUCUUGAACGUGUCGGCCACCGACAGGGACUCGGGACCGAAUGGCAAGAUCACCUACAGGCUGCUUUCGUCUCUUUUACGAGGCUUUUACAUCCAAGCACACACUGGAUUACUUUUCACCAAUAAGGCCGUCAAGGCCACUGCCAACGGCAACCCCGUUCGUCUUCUCAUCGAGGCGCGAGACGGAGGAGAUCCCGCCCUCUCUACCGUUACCUCCGUCGAUUUGCUGAUCCUGGACACCAACGACCACACGCCGCUCUUUCCCCAGGAUGUCUACAGCGUCACAGUCUCGGAGAACGCGCCCAUUGCCACUACGCUGCUAACCAUCUUUGCGUCCGACCAAGACUGGAGCCCCCAAAACACGCAUCUGGACUAUGCUCUCGUCAGAGGGAACGAAGAGAGGCGUUUCUGCUUGGAAGUCAAAACGACACAAGCGGAGAAUCGUAUGAGCAAUGUCGGCCAGCUGGUAGUGUGUGGCCCGUUGGACCGUGAGAACGUUCAGAACUAUGCGCUCAACGUGAGAGUUUCUGAUCGAGGGACGCCACGUCUCAACAGCUCCGCCGUUGUCAUGGUGACCAUCGUGGAUUGCAACGACAAUGCGCCGGUUUUUGCGAGUACAGAAUAUCAUGUUGAAGUCAGCGAAAACAGCCACACGGGCACCAGCCUGGUGCAGGUCAAUGCAACCGAUCCUGACAUGGGAGUCAACAGUGUGUUGCGCUAUGAGAUCAUCUCGGGGAACACCAGAGGAUGCUUCAAGCUGGACCCCGAGUCUGGACUUUUGACGGUCAAUACCUCGCUAGACUACGAGGAAGUCUGCCAAUACAACCUCACCAUCCGGGUGUCUGAUGGCGAUGACUCAACGGAAGAUCGGAAAGUGGCGUUCACCGUGGUUUUUAUCACGGUUUUGGACGAGAAUGACAACAGUCCCUACUUCCUGUUCCCCACAAUGAACUGCUCUGUGCCAGAGAACCUCCCGGCGUUCACCCACGUCUGCGCCAUUCGGGGUCUCGACAGAGACGUGGGCGCCUUUGGACAACUUACCUACUCCAUCCUGUCCUCCUGUUUCGUCGUAGAUUUUGGUGGGGUGGAGAGGAAGGAGUCCGCCAUGGCCGUGGACCCCCAAACUGGUGAUGUUCACACCCAGCAGACGUUGGACUACGAGCAUGAGAGCGAGUAUUGCUUGGUGGUGGAAGCCCGGGACAAAGGCAACAGGGCGUCUACGGUCCGAGUGCACAUUUCUGUCAAGGGAGCGGACGAGUUUAGUCCCCUGUUCACCCAGAUGCAGUACCACUUCUUCCUGCCCCGAAACGCGAAGCCAGGGGAUGCCGUUGGCUUUGUGAUGGCGCUGGACCAGGAUGGAGGUGCAGAUGGGGUGGUGGAGUACUCCCUUUUGGACCCACCCCCGUUCUUCUCCAUCAACAAAACCUUAGGAGCCAUCUAUGCGUCGGGACCCGUGUUCCGCAGACGGGGCGGUGAGGACUUGCUGGAACUGACCGUGUCUGCCAGAAGUCCCCGACCAGGGUCGAGGGCAACUUCCUGCCAGGUUUUUGUCAAUGUCUCUAGCUCAGCCGAGGGAGUUGUUGGUCUGCCGCUUGACGGCCACAUGCUCAGUCUGAGCAUCUCACUUGCCGUAUUCCUGCUGAUCCUGGUUUUCUUUGUCGGCCUGGUGCUCAGAUCCAAAUUCAAAGAGGCUGGCCUAAAAAAUCUGGCCACCGACCUGAACCAACCAGACCGCGCCUUCUCUCUGCAGGACAUGAAACCUGGCAUCUUAAUGAAAAAUGGUGACAUGUCCAGCUGCCAAACGCCAUCCGACUGGAGCGGCCGCGGUUCGGCGGAAGGAGAGACGGCCGAGGACCAGGAGAUCAAGUGGAUCAAUGAGUAUCCCUGCUGCAAGAGGAACGAGAAACGGACCUUGGAAAACCCAGACGGGGAUGCCGCGUCUUGCCACUCUGUGAAUGUUGGGCCAGGACACUUUUUAUCGUCCGGUAAAUGUUUGGUCUCAGGCACGACCGGCAUGGAAGGUCUGCAGCACUUCAAAGAAGAAGGGGGAGGCGAGGGACUACUUGUACGGAUUAGAGAAAGGAAUUUAGAGGGGAAAGAUGCAGAUUCUCUGGAGUGUCUGAAUGGGAGCUCCAGAUGGGACUACUUGCUGGAUUGGGAGCCUUGCUUCCAGACCCUGGCGUCGGUCUUUACGGACAUUGGGAUGCUCCCGGACCAGCAGCUCCAAGGGGGCCGCGAGGAACCGGCCCACCCGCCUCCGCUCAUAACAUCCGUGGCCCAGCCGGGGGUUCGGACGGUGCCACCUCGCAAACCACUACGGGCACCCAGUCUGCGGCGGCGGCCCUCCUACCCCAGGUACGCCUACUCCCCCUUGGCCAGGAACACGGGGCUCACGCCGACGGCCAUGACACCAACAUUCUCCCCUUCGCUUUCGUCACUCACCAUCAGGACCCCCAACGCCUCACCCAACGUAUGCGACCCUGGGGUGGGCGGUAUUAGACUGGACUCCGGACCCCUCACCGCAAGCCUGCUGGAGGCAGAAAUCCAAGUAUGACCAAGUGUUUAACUUUCGUGCAUUUGGAGCUUGUCAAAUAUUUUGUAACCAAGGAAGAAGCCAUUUCCAGCUAAAUAUUAUGAUACCACCCUUCAGUUUGUCUGUAGAGAGAAGACCAGGUCACAGAUCAUUUUGUUCAUUUUCUCGCUUUUGGAAUGAUGGUAUUUAUCCUCCAACCCACAAAAUGCCUCUUCUUUCAUGCCACUCACAGUUAUGUAGCAUUUUAGAGUUAGCGUCAAGUCCCCACUGAAGUCCUCCAAAACUCACCUCCUACCAUUGGAAUCAAUUGACUAAAUGAGUUGAGUCUCGAUUAGCUUUGACGUACCCCUGUCCAAAAGUCACGUUCCUCUGCAAUUCGUCCAUGAUUCUAGAACAUUACAAAAUGGUGGCCCUUUCAUCUAACGUGCCUCGCCCUAUUUUUCUGCACGGGCUAAGCAAACAUUGAGGCGUCUAGCUGCUGAAACCUCGACCAGACGUCUCGGCAGAGACAAUAAACACUGCGGCCCUGACCCUCCGUGUAAUCACCUGGAGGUGCGCCGUUAUUUAUUGAAUCGCGUCCGUGUGCGCCUUCGCUCUUUUUCUUCGACGGUAUUUGUGAUUCCAGGGCGAUGGAGGAGAUCUCUCACCAUGUCUCUCCCCCCCCUCCCAUCCCCACAACGGACCCUCCCCUUCCACCACCGGUGAGCGUUUACGCAAUCCCGCUGACGGACACGCAAACAAACAAAAGAGCGCGGAAAGCACGCCUGACCUCCUCGGUGGCGGUAAUUGAUCACAGACGUCCUUCCUUACCUCGCCUUUCAUGAAACGCAUGUGGGACAUCGGCCCCAAUGCUUUCCGCAUGCUCCCGAUGGCUUGUUAUCGCUCACUGUCAGUAUAAAAAUAACAUCAAGUGCUUUUAGAGCAGCUCAUGUUCCAACCUCAGACCCGCUAUUGUGAUCCUGUACCCCCCCCACCCAAAAAAAAAUCAAAAAACAAAAACACAUGAUGUGAGUCAAGGGCUUGAGAGUUUUUUGAUGUUGUGACCAAAAACCCGUACGUUAGGUUGGUUGAUGAUUCAACAUCGUAGUCGGAACAUUUGAAGACUUUGAAUGGACACGUUAGGCUUCGCUGAAAACGCCAGAGCAUCUGAAGUGUUUACGUUGGGCUGAAUCAUCUUUCACGAAAACACGUACGCGAGCCUCAUUGAUUACUCAAUGAAACUUUGACGUUUACGAAAAAGAUGCUAGGUUUUGAAGCCUCUAAAUCGUCUUCUGUACGUACGAACACACGGAUGCUUUAGUUGUCGAAGUGCAUGUUCGGUGUUUGCGUCGCAUGCAUUCGAUUUGAGACACCGGCAUUAUUUACAAAAACACAUUCCUUCAAAUUUGAGACUAAGUCUUCGAUGUUCACGACAAGAAUGUUAGGUUCGCCGAAGUUUCAAAAUCAUCAACGCUGCUUUCAGAAACGCAAACGUUAGGUUCGAAGACUAAAUCGUCUGAGUUUCUCCAAAGAAAAUUGCCUUGAACAUUGACGAAAAUUUGGUUUCCCGACGACUCCAAAUGUGUCGACGAUGUUGAGUCCAAAAACGCAUUUGUUCGAUUUGAAAAUUCAAAACCAACCUCAACUCAAACAAAAAAUGUGUCGGCUCAGCAAAAGACUUUUUGAAGCUGAAGUUUUUGGUGGUGUUUAGCAAAACAAGCUUGUUUGGUUAUUGAUGGAGGAGAAAAAAAUUGUUGACAAAUCGGUCAAAAACCUCAAAACUGACAUUUUUUUGAAAGCUAAUAUCCUAAAUAAAAUGACUAGUAAAUAAGUAUAUUACAUAACAUCCAUGUGAAAUGUUGUAAAUGUGAGCAUGAAUGUGCCAGUUUUUGGACAAUGGGGAAUAGGUUGAUUUUGUCACGUCUGACUUUUUUUUCCACGUUUUCAGCCCAGCCAAGCUUACUGUAGUAAUAUUUUCCUAGAAACUUUAGCUGUCUGAAUAAAACCUGAAAGUAUCUUUUAGCUCCAC
Messenger RNA from Hippocampus comes (tiger tail seahorse), 12237 nucleotides. RefSeq names its product dachsous cadherin-related 2 (gene dchs2). Gene Ontology annotation, molecular function: calcium ion binding. Gene Ontology annotation, cellular component: plasma membrane. The record is from RefSeq and is a predicted model, not a curated record. The coding region runs from base 639 to 10250 and encodes 3203 amino acids. The transcript has 23 exons. Lineage: Eukaryota; Metazoa; Chordata; Actinopteri; Syngnathiformes; Syngnathidae. Gene Ontology annotation, biological process: homophilic cell-cell adhesion.